Molecule: messenger RNA, 2445 nt
Organism: Carcharodon carcharias (great white shark)
Lineage: Eukaryota; Metazoa; Chordata; Chondrichthyes; Lamniformes; Lamnidae
Product: neural cell adhesion molecule 1-like
Exons: 14
Coding region: 70-1944 (624 amino acids)
Biological process (GO): cell adhesion
Cellular component (GO): membrane
Molecular function (GO): protein binding
Source: RefSeq, a predicted model, not a curated record
GGAAAGGCAAUUUCCACUUGUUACGAUCUCCUAUCAGAAUAACAGCUUGCGAGAGCAGAGAGCGACAGGAUGAAACUCCAACUGUGCAUCUGCAGCUGCCUCCUGUUACUGGGCGGUGCCAGAGCAGGGAGAGGGAGGUUGAGCAUUGAGCCUUCAUCUGGUAUCAUCUACCUGAAUAAAGAUCAGGUUUUCAACUGUAAAGUUGAAGGAAGUGAUGCUUUUGAAUUUCACUGGAAAUUUCCGAAUGACGAAGUAAUUGUAAAGGAUGAACACGAGCGCUUUCAACUGAGUGAGUCAGAAUAUGACCGGCAGCUGCAUAUUGUGAAUGCAAAGGCAUCAGAUGGCGGAGAUUACAUGUGCCAAGCUGAAGACGACAAUGGUGUUGAAAUGAAAAAAAAAAUCAGCAUUAAAGUCAUCCAAAAGGUCACUUUCCAAAAUGUCAAGACAGAGCUGGAGUUUGCCGAGGGGAGUCAGGCGGUGCUGGGCUGUGACGUUACAGGGAUUCCGCAGCCCACGGUCUCCUGGACACGAGAUGGCCAAGACAUCCCACUGAGCAGGAACGGACGUUUUCAAAAACUGCUGAACAAUCACCUUCAGAUCAGCAGCAUCGAGCCGUCAGAUGCUGGGAUGUAUGAAUGUGUCGGGAAAAUUAUGGAGCGUAAUGAGCAGAAUUCUACCACGAUCGCAGUGACUGUCAAUUACGCCCCCAGACUGCUGCCUCCCCCGACGCGGACCAUGCACACCUGGCUGGGGAACCCCGUCAACGUGUCGUGCCGCUUUCAGAGCUACCCCGGCGCUGCCGUUACCUGGACCCACAACGGCACCGACCUCGGGGAGCUUGCCAACACCUUCCCUGCGGGAAAUCGGGAGGAAUCGGUCAGCACGCUGGAGGUGAUGGUGACCAGCGAGGCUGACCUGGGCGAGUACAGGUGCACCGCGAACAACAGUCUGGGCAGCGUGAGCGGAUCGAUCCGGGUCCAACAGGGAGAUCUUCCAUCGGCCCCGCAGAACCUGACGGCUGUGUCGCUGUCCACGACUGUUCGGGUGUCCUUGUCCAGACCUGAGAGUGAUGGAGGAAUCCCGAUUCUCGGCUACCAAGUGGAGUGGAGGAUCAGCGGGACCACUGACUGGUCAAGCCAGACAGCAGAAACUGAAAGCCCCUUGCUCACUGGUCUGGAGCCAUACACACCCUACCAGUUCCGUGCUGCCGCUCUUAACGGGAGAGGUCUCGGGGAAUACUCCCCCCCCCUGACUGCCAGGACCCUCUCACUCCGAGAGCCGGACAGACCGAAGCUGAAAGCCCGGAACGACAGUGAGGGUAACACCUACCGCAUCUACUUCGAUGAUCCCGAGAGCGAUGGGAGCCCGGUCCUAAAGCACAACAUUAAAUACAAAGAGGAACAUUCUGUGGAGUGGAUCAGUGACAGUGUGAACGGGACAGAUUCCUAUCUGCUGGAGAAUCUAACAUGGGCGACCCAUUACUUUGUGCAAGUGGAAGCUGAGAACCAAAUGGGGCCGUCCCAGCCAACAUUUCUAAACUUCACCACUCCUGAACAGCCACUUCCUGCAACUUCGGCAAAUUUGGCGACUGGACAGAAAGCCAAGAUUGGCAUGGGUGGCAUUGUCGGGAUCAUCAUGAUGAUUUUCCUGGUGCUGUUGUUGGCUGUGGAUGUUACCUGCUACUACACCAGGAGGUGUGGCAUCCUCAUGUGCAUCGCUGUCAAUGUUCUGGGAAAGCAGGAACCAGCAGUAAAGAGACUGGAACAGGAAAUGGGAGUGACUGUCGUCAGUGCUGAGCCUAAAGGAAACCUCUGCGAGAUCCACACGGGAGGCCCGCUUCAAAAAUACAACAAGGCCAAACACGCGGGAACCUCCAACGACAAAAUGCCGCUCACCAAGUCCGAGACACUGCCCGUGAGUGAUAAAACUCCAAACCAACCCUGAGCUUGCGCCCACCACCCCCCCCCCCACCCCACACCCCCCGGGGGGCCAGAUGUGGACCAGCAGCGUGGGUGAGGCGUCAGAUCAGUGAACCAGACAACCGGGAUUCUCCGUCCGAAACCAUCUUCUCUCCUGCUUUUACCUCCGACUGCUCCAUCCUUCCCUUUAAAAAAAACAAACAACCUCCCCUCGGUCACUCCUGGUGCCUUUCGGAGAGGAUCCCAAAGACUGAUUCAGCCCCAAAAGGCCUCCGGAGACCAGGCCCUGGACCGGGGCGGCCAUCUUGCCUCCACCAAAGACUUGACCGGCGUCUUCCCGAGCGGGAGCCCACGGAAAAUUGCAUUUAUAUAGCGACUUUGACGCGGCACCGCAUCCCCCCCCCCCGCCACCUCCAGGGUGCUUCACAGGAUCGCGAAUCGUUGACUAUUAGCUUGACACAGAUUCGGCAAAAAAAAAAACUGGGUCAAGGUGGGGGUCAGUUUUAAGGAGCAUCUUCAAGGGGUA